CGCAUUUUGUUAGCUUUCUGGCAACUGUUGUAAGCCAGUCUCGCGAGUGUGUGUGAAAGAGAGAGCGAGUGUAUGAGUGAGAGACAGCUCCCUGUCCUUGGCCGGCCCGGCUGAUGUUAGCAGCAUUCAACACUGCCAGGUCAACAGGGGUCAUGAGGAUGUCCGGGCCUGUGGUUGCCAUAUGGAGCGGCUGAAGCAGGCAUGGAAACCUGUUCGAUUGAAUGCAAAUAGCACCCAUUGCACCGAGUGUAUUAGCUGCAGUUGUGUUUCCAUAUUAGUGACGCCAUAAUUUUCUUGGAGCACAUGAGCGGCAAUUUUUCUUUUCAGCAUCACAUACAAGGUAUCUUUGCCAACAUUGCCAGUGAGACUUUGCCAUGAAAAUGUCUGAUACAGUCGACUUUGAAACAGCGAAGGCUUCUGAGGCUGCCAACGCCAUGGUGUAUCCAAAAGAUAAUGCCACCCAGUCUGAAGUUUCUGAUGAGGUUGCCAAAGAAAACUCUGGCAACAUAAAUACAGUAGAAGCCAAGCCUAAGACCAGGCUAAAGCUUGUUCGGAGCCUGGCAAUAUGUGAGGAGUCCUUCCCUUGUCCUAUUCUUGAGCCUUCAACUGCACCUCAGGAUGAAUUCCUUCUUCGAAUGUUAGAAAAGGAUGACCGAGCUACACAAAAUCAGGCUCAGAAAGGAGUCAGCUGCGACAAGGUGAACAAAGCAGAAAAAGUGCAGAGAAAAACCGUGUCCAGAGAUUCCAGUCAAGACUACACUGAUUCAACAGGCAUUGAUCUUCAUCAAUUUUUAGUGAACACUUUGAAGAGCAACCCCAGGGACAGAAUUAUGCUGCUGAAGCUUGAACAAGAUAUCUUAGAGUUCAUCAACAAUAUUGAAAGUCAAAAAAGAACAUUUCCGCCUAUGACAUCCUAUCACAGGAUGUUGUUGCAUCGUGUGGCUGCCUACUUCGGCAUGGACCACAAUGUGGACCUCACUGGAAAGUCUGUUGUAAUCAACAAAACUACAAACACAAGAAUCCCCAAUCAGAAAUUUUCCGAGCACAUCAAGGAUGACAGGGCAGAUGAUUUCCAGAAACGCUACAUUCUUAAACGAGACAACUCCAGCUUUGAUCGCGACGACAGCACCAUUCGGAUGCGUUUGAAAGCAGACAAGAAAAGCAAAUCGAUGGAGGAGAGGGAGGAGGAGUACCAGCGAGCCAGAGAGAGGAUAUUCUCACAUGAUGGAGAUCACUUCAUCCUGGAUCAAAGGGCUCAGGAUGAAGACGGAUGUACACAUACCCAGCACAGGCGCCAAAUGUUCAGGUCACGGCCUGGACGGUCAGGCGCCAGCUGGCAAAGCAGCUCAGAGACAGAGACACUGCCACGAAACGGUGAUCCCCGACCAUGGAGCAGUACUGACAGCUCGGACAGCUCCCACCACCUCGCCCCGCGACCUGCCAUCACCAAGGCCAGCAGCUUCAGCGGCAUUUCCCCUGGUUUGGCACGAGGGGACAGCACUGCCAGCAUUAAGAGCACUGGGAGGCUAUCCAAAACAGGAUCCGAAUCAUUCAGUAGCGUUGGCUCUUCAUCCAGCUCACUCUCCCGUCCCCACCGGCCUUUCAUCAUGUCAGUGUCUUUGCGGCCCAAAAUCUCCAGUAUGCCUUUAACGCACCCAGCUGCAGACACCAAAGGCUCAGCACACCCAGACAUGUUGAAGAGUGUUCCAUCACAGCCAACCCCUGCUGAUGCAACAAACUAUGCGAUGUCACUGGACACCUCCGGGAUACCACCUGCCCACAUUCCAGUGAAUCCACAUACGGGAAAGCCUUUCAUUCAUUCUAAUAGCAGUGCUGUAGCUUGUAGUCCAGCCACCGUCACACCCCCUGCCAGCAGGGGCCCACAUCAAGGGAAGGUGCCACAGCAGUCAACCUCCGCUGCAUGUCAGCAACAGCACAUCAAUCCCUACCUCUCACAGCCAACGUGUCAUCCAUUCCAGCCGUCCUCUGAGCCUGUUCACAAUUCAGUCUCUUACCAUCUUCCUCCUCAGUUCCUGCCAGUCUGUGCUAACCAACAGUACGCUGCGCCUGAAACCCUCAACACCCAAUUCAGUCACAUGACUCUGACCCAGCAGUCGUCCAGCAACAGUGGCGCUCCUGUCGCAGAUGCCCGUCAUUAUGCACCAGUGUACAACAAUCCUACCCCGGUGGUGUUGCAUGGAGGAACCUCACAGCAAGUUUCCAACUACAUAGUUUCAGGACCCUCAGGGGGACACCCAGUUAUGCUCCAAGGUCAGCCUGUCCCACUUCCAACUCCAGGACCACAACAUGCCUCUCCCAGUAGCAUGACUGGUCAUGCUACUUUUCUUGGGUCCACUCUGAACCACCAACACACCAGUGUUCUCCAGCAACACACUUACAUUCAUCAGCCAGUCCAGCAGCUAUCCCCAUGCUUCUGUUCAUCAACCCACCAUCUUCAGUGCUUCAACCACCAGCAACAACAGCAGCACUGCCGUCCACCUGGAAAUCAUUUGCAGCAAAAUGGCCCUCACAGUCAAAUCUUACCCCAGCAGCAAGUGCAUCUGCCUGUAAUGUCAAGCCCAGCACCCUACCAGACCAUAGUGGGCAUGCAGCCAACGACAAACUUUGCUCUCACCAGUGUCCAGCAGAGCAAUAUUGGCAGCCAGAUGCAAGGGAUGAUGGUCCAGUAUGCCCCAAUUCAGUCUUACCAGGUGUCUGUGCCACAGCAUACGGGGCCAAUGUUGGUGUCGUCGUGCCCACCAGGACAAGGUGGGGUGGCAGUCGCUGCCGUACAGCCCUGCUAUAGCCUUCUCCCUGCUCCGAACCAGCAUAGUACCAUGAGUUCCACUGUGAACUUUCUGCCCUCCUCAAUGAUGGAUCAUCUCCAGUUCCCACAGAACUCAUCCUCCUGUGUUGCCCAUCAGAAUCCAGGAUUGUUGCCCCCGACCCCCACCAGUGGUAUAGUGAUGCUCCAAAUGGCAGCUCCCCCCUGCCAGCAGCCCCAGGCGUCCUCCCAUUGCCACCAGAAGCUACCCAGCCACAAACACCUGGGCCCCGAGCACCAGCCCACCCGCAGACUGAACGAUAACCCGCCACCUCCUGACAACAUGCAGAGCAGCCUGCCCUCGUCCCCGGUGCUCACUCCCUCGUUGAGACAGUCAGUCAGCAUCAAGGGGCUCCAAACAGGCAUCUCAUCCAUCCCCAUCAUGCCCCACCAGCACCAACUGCAGCUCCCUACAGUCUUCUGCCACAGUGGACCAGGUGAGGCCCACUUCUCUCUCCUGGGCCAGCCUCUGCAGUAUAAGCCGUCCAUCCAACCGCCGCUUAUCCACACUGGGCAGAUGGUGACCAAACAUCAGGGUCCAAUGGGAAUUUGGCGUUGCGGUCAUGGAAGGAAGCCCAACAGAAAAUUUUUAUCUUCUGAUCUCAGUGUAGGUGAAGCAGCAGUGAGCAGUCAAAAGGGGACAGGUGAGACAGACUCUGAAAACCAUCUGGCACACUUCUGCAAAAGCGGUGAAUUGACGCAGUGUCCGUGCUACAGCAGAGACGCUCCCAGCUCAAACAUGGCCUCACUCUAUUCCCCCUGUGCCAUGAUGCACCCAGCCACUAUGCUUCACUAUAGCAGCUCACUGGCCAAUUUUAAAUCCAGAACUCACUCGCCCAGACUUCAGGUUGAGCUGUGUGACCAAACCAGCUCAUAGCUGCUUCGUUCCUUCGUGCUUCAGUGGAGCACCAUGUGAUUGAACGUCCAGCCUUUGCUGCCUCAGUCUGAACUGUUUCAGCACCUCACGUCCAAUACUUCUCAAAUCCAAAUCAGUAUCAUUGUUUAAAGAGUGAAUUUUUUCCCCUGUUUUACUUCAUUUUUAUUGCUGUUUUUCAAUCCAGCCAAGAGUUGUGGGCAUAUUGAGCACAGCGUUGUUUCUAAAGCAUUUUUUGACUGCAUCUCAAUGUAGAAUCCUUUCCUUAAGGUAAAUGAGAUAUUUGAGAUUCAUCCACCAAUUUAAACUGAGCUGUUCAUUUCUAAAUGUGCAGGUUUAUUGGUAUGACAGCAUAUUGUCAAGCCAAAGUCUGCAACUUGUGGAAAAAUAAGGAAUUUAACACUCGUGAUUGGAAGAGUCACCCAGCAGUUAAUUAAACACAGCAAUGUGAGCCUGAACAAUCAACACUGGAUGGGUAUUCUACUUUAAGUUAUGUCACUGUUGCAUUUGCACUCACGUGAUGAGCAAGAUCUGAUUGGUGUUGAGUGCUUGCAACUUAAAUGUAUAUUUUAUUGAUAACCUUAUUAGUUGCACUAGAUGAGGCCACUUUGUUUUAAUUAAAAUUGUUUGCACAUGAAAAAUGAAAGACUGACUGUGUGUUUUGAAGUUGUUUAAACAAAAUAAAUGUUCUCACUACA
Molecule: messenger RNA, 4396 nt
Organism: Syngnathoides biaculeatus (alligator pipefish)
Lineage: Eukaryota; Metazoa; Chordata; Actinopteri; Syngnathiformes; Syngnathidae
Product: R3H domain-containing protein 1-like
Molecular function (GO): nucleic acid binding
Source: RefSeq, a predicted model, not a curated record